Molecule: messenger RNA, 2382 nt
Organism: Candidozyma duobushaemuli
Lineage: Eukaryota; Fungi; Ascomycota; Pichiomycetes; Serinales; Metschnikowiaceae
Gene: VPS70
Product: putative zinc metalloprotease
Exons: 1
Coding region: 1-2382 (793 amino acids)
Molecular function (GO): carboxypeptidase activity
Source: RefSeq, a predicted model, not a curated record
AUGGAUAUGGAGAAAGAUUACAUCACCGUCACGCCCCGCCAGGGUCCCGUGCGCCGGUUUGUCAAGUUCACCAUUGUCGCUUUGGCGGUGAUGGUGUGUCUUAUCAAGCUUGACUUUUCGUUGUUUUCCGUGGAGAGAAUCGAGAACCCAGAGGACAUUGUCUUGAACGCCUUGAAGGAGAAUUACGCCAGCAAUUGGCUGUUGAAGUAUGCGUCCGAGAAGCACUUGGCCGGUACGAACUACGGUCUUGUUGAAUUCACCAGGAAAAAGCUUGCUGACUAUGGCGCUAAGACCACUGUGGAUGACUACGACGUCUUGUUGAGUUACCCCGAGGACCACGCCUUGCACUUGUUGGACAAGAAGGGUAAGGUCGAGUACACGGCGCCUUUGAAAGAGGACGCCUUCGAGGAGGACUUCACCUCUGUGAACGACACCAUCCCCACUUUCUUGGGGUUCGCUGCCAACGGCAAUGUCACUGCCGACUACGUUUACGUGAACUACGGCCGUACCGAGGACUUUGCCUGGUUGAAGGAAAAUGGCGUCAGUGUCAAGGGAAAAAUCGCUAUUGCCCGCUACGGCGAGCUUUUCCGUGGCCUCAAGGUCAAGUUUGCUCAGGAAAACGGUGCUGUGGGUGUUUUGCUCUACACUGACCCUGCCGACGAUGGCGAGCUUGUCCCUAAGAAUGGCUACAAGCAGUACCCUGAGGGUCCCGCUCGUGCUGAAAGUGCCGUCCAAAGAGGUAGCGCCAUGUUCUUGGGCGGUGUGGGUGCUCAACCCGGUGACCCAACUACUCCUGGCUACGCUUCCAAGAAGGGUGUCGAGAGAAAGGACCCAUACAACAGUAUUGGCAAGAUUCCUGCUCUCCCUAUCUCCUACAGAGAGGUGAAGCCAAUCUUGGCCAAGCUCAAUGGUCACGGCAAGAAGGCACCAAAGGACUGGAAGGGAGGCUUGGACGAGUUCGACUACACCACCGGCCCCAACCCAGACGCGUCUUUGAACUUGUACAGCAACCAGACUUUCAAGAUCACUCCUAUUUGGAACGUGUACGGUGAGUUUGUGGGCGAGAACAGAAACGAGGCCAUUUUGAUUGGUAACCACCGUGAUGCUUGGAUCAAGGGCGGCGCUGGCGACCCUAACUCGGGUACUGCUGUACUCCUCGAGAUUGCCAGAGCCCUUGGCCAGCUUCAGGACGCCGGCUACAAGUUCAAGAGAAGCAUCAUUUUGCAAAACUGGGACGGUGAGGAAUACGGUCUUAUCGGAUCUACUGAGUUUGGCGAAUACGCUGCCAAGAGCUUGCAGAAGGAUGUCGUUGCUUACUUGAACGUCGACGUUGGUGUUCAGGGUAAGUUCUUGCAAUUGAGUGCCUCUCCAGUUUUGAACAGAGUCUUGAGAAAGGUGGCCAGAUGGUUGCCAUACCCCGGCAAGGGCGGUCUUUCUUUGUACGACCACUACAAGAAGGAGGCCGGCGACCGUAUUAUCAACUUGGGUUCCGGUUCGGACUACACUGUGUUCUUGGAGCACUUGGGUAUCCCCUCCGCUGACAUUGGUUUCAAGAGCGGCCCUAAGGACCCAAUCUACCAGUACCACUCGAACUACGACUCAUACCACUGGAUGGAGAAGUUUGGCGACAAGGGAUUCGUUUUCCACAACUUGGCUGCCAAGUACAUCUCUCUUGUGGCCUUGGAGUUGACCAAGCACAAGGUUAUCGAGUUUUCGUUGAAUGACUACGCCAAGGACUUGAUUUCCUACUUUGAGCAGGUCAAGGAGCUUGUGCCUAAGAAGUGGCUCGACAAGGAGGUUCCUCAUCCCGUCAUGGCCCAGUAUAUCACGAACGACCGUGAGGACCUUGAGGCUGUUUACGAGGCCACUCAGAGCUACUACAUUGACAGACACGUUUUUGCCUUUGAGGAGCUUUUGGAACCUUACCAGUGCAGACACAUGCUGACGAUGUUGAUGAAGGACUCUCUGCACCACAAGAAGCUCAAGUUCGGAGAUCUUUUGAGACACACCGACGCUCACUUGGAGAACUUGGAGAAGGACUCGUUGGCAUUUGACGCUGAGAGUGCCGUUUUGCAAGAGCGUUUCGACAACAGAGGUGAUUUGCACUGGUGGCAGAGAAUCAAGCUCCACUUUGAAAUCAAGCACCACAACAAGCUCCUCCAGUACUUCGAGAGAAACUUCUUGUACAAGCACGGUCUUCACGAAAGACCAUGGUUCAAGCACAUUGUGUUCGCUUCUGGCCGUUUGACUGGUUACGCUGGACAAACCUGGCCUGGUAUCAGAGAGGCUAUUGAGGAUGAGGACUUUGAGAGAACCUCCAAAUGGGUCGGUAUUGCAGCCAAGGCUGUUAAAAGAGCCACUGGCGGCUUAUCAGUCGAGUAA